Molecule: messenger RNA, 2128 nt
Organism: Astyanax mexicanus (Mexican tetra)
Lineage: Eukaryota; Metazoa; Chordata; Actinopteri; Characiformes; Acestrorhamphidae
Product: zinc finger protein 239-like
Exons: 2
Coding region: 215-1081 (288 amino acids)
Biological process (GO): regulation of transcription by RNA polymerase II
Molecular function (GO): RNA polymerase II cis-regulatory region sequence-specific DNA binding; DNA-binding transcription factor activity, RNA polymerase II-specific
Source: RefSeq, a predicted model, not a curated record
UCUGUAGCUGGAGCGCCGGAGGACGAGAAGGAUCAGCUGAACUACAGAAGAAAUGAAAAUAUUCAGCUGAAAUUCAUCACCAACAACCAAGAUAUUUAACGAAGAGCAAUGUUAAACUGCUGAAAGAGGUGAAGCACAAGUCGUCCUGAAGAGCCUCCAGAACACGCAGACAUUGUUUGAUACGUUUAACAGACAAAUAAAGCCGAGUCCCGACAUGGAGAAACAGCACUCUGUCAAGAGUUUUACUGAACAGAGUACUCUCACAAAACACCAGCGCAUUCACACAGAGGAGAAACCGUAUCACUGCUCAGACUGUGGGAAGAAUUUUAAUCAUCAGAGUACUCUUAAAAUACACCAGCGCAUUCACACAGGAGAGAAACCAUUUUACUGCUCAGACUGUGGGAAGAGUUUUACUCGACAGUCACAUCUCAAACUGCAUCAGCGCAUUCACACAGGAGAGAAACCGUAUCACUGCUCAGACUGUGGGAAGAAUUUUACUGAACAGAGUAGUCUGAAUAAACACCAGCACAUUCACACAGGAGAGAAACCAUUUUACUGCUCAGACUGUGGGAAGAAUUUUACUGAACAGAGUACUCUCAAAAAACAUCAGCGCAUUCACACAGGAGAGAAACCGUAUUACUGCUCAGACUGUGGGAAGAGUUUUACUCAACAGAGUAAUCUCAAAAAUCACCAGCGCAUUCACACAGGAGAGAAACCGUAUUACUGCUCAGAAUGUGGGAAGAGUUUUACUGACCAGAGUACUCUCAAAAACCACCAGCGCAUUCACACAGGAGAGAAACCGUAUCACUGCUCAGACUGUGGGAAGAGUUUUACUCAACAGAGUAAUCUCCGAAAACACCAGCGCAUUCACACAGGAGAGAAACCGUAUUACUGCACAGACUGUGGGAAGAGUUUUACUCAACAGAGUAAUCUCCGAAAACACCAGCGCAUUCACACAGGAGAGAAACCGUAUUACUGCACAGACUUUGGAAAGAGUUUUACUAGGCAGAGUACUCUCAAAAAACACCAGCGCAUUCACACAGGAAAGAAAACUAUCCCAAAUCUGUUCCACGACAAUUAAAAGUGCAAAUUGUAAAUCUUUUGGACAGAACACCUAAUCUACACAAAUGUUUCAUUUGUCACUUGGGACACGUUCCACCAGAAACAAACAUGAACUGAAUUUAAUAAUGGAUUUUACAGGUUCAGCAAAAUGAAUCUUAUCCAGCGAUCAUGUUUUUUGAAUUCCAUGUUGUGUUUUCUCGUAUGUUUGAUAUUCCAGUACAUUCUUCGUGAGACAGAGCUCAGUUUUUAGGGUAGUUACUGUAGGAGUUCAGUUCUGAAGAAGGGAAGGUCGUUUAAGUUUGAGCGAGGGCACUGCCAGUGUUUGCUCUAGAUGUUAGAUAAGCAUAACUUAGUCUUUAAAAUUUAGAUGUCAUAGUUGUUAGGAGUAGAUUAGGAUUCUUAGUCUGCAACAAAACGUUUAGGAUCAAACCUUCAGUGCUUUUGCUUAGAAGGUUUUGAAUGCAUUUAUUCUCUUUUCUAAUUCAUGCAGAUUUUAUUAUUUCUAUUAAUUUCUAGUACCUCUGUUUUCACUCUGUGGAAGCCAUCCUCAGUUCCCCAAGCUUAGAAUAGCUUAGCUUAAUGCUAUUAACCGCUAGGCCCAUUCAUCCAAAGAAGAAGUGGAAAACAGCACCUGAGGAGAGUGCUCCCAAAAGUGAGACCCAGAGCCACAGAGAGACGACACUGGGCUCGGGUACUGCCGUGUGGACCGGAGGAGCAUCCAGACCCCGCAGAGAGGCCAACAAAAUCCUUUACAGAGGUUAAAUAAAACGUUCCAGCUGUAGAUUCUAUACUAAAAUCAACCCACUCCAGGUUUUUGUAGUGCAGUAAGGUUGCAGACUCAUUCAUUCCCUCUGCUGUGUUGUAUUACUCAAGUUUUAUACGCUCUUAUCUUUUUCUUAUUGAAUAUUAUAUGUUGCUUAAGGUUUUUUAAUCUCCAAAUGUACUAAUAAUAUCCAAAUCAUGUAGUUUCUUAAUUGUUUUUAUCCUCUACAAACUACUAUCUUUGUAUUGCUUCACCUCUAUAUUUACUCAUCUGUGUGUUUUAAUAAAAUGAUUUUCUAUUGCA